Ostreobium quekettii is the source of this 1629-nucleotide messenger RNA. NCBI's taxonomy places the organism in Eukaryota, Viridiplantae, Chlorophyta, Ulvophyceae, Bryopsidales, Ostreobiaceae. The record is from the annotation of a GenBank genome assembly.
AUGUCCUACGACGUGUGCGUCGUGGGUGCGGGGCCCGCCGGCCUCUCGGCGGCCAUCAAGAUCAAGCAGCUAGCAAAGGAGGGAGACCAGGAUAUCAGCGUUUGUGUCGUGGAGAAAGGUGCUGAAGUGGGUGCCCACAUCAUCUCUGGUAAUGUUUUGGACCCGAGGUCAUUGGUGGAGUUGUUUCCAAACUGGAAGGAGGAGUCAGCGCCUUUGAGGACGGAGGCAAAGCAUGACCGUGCAUACAUGCUCACCAAGAAUCGUGCUUGGCGAAUGCCAGUGCCUCCUCAGAUGCGCAACAAAGGCAACUAUAUAAUCAGCCUAAGUGAGUUGUGCCGAUGGAUGGCAGGGAGAGCUGAGGACCUUGGAGUGGAGGUGUACACAGGCUUUGCAGGCCGGGCCAUGCUGUACAACCCUGAUGGCAGUGUUGGCGGCAUCCUGACGAACGAUGCAGGGGUUGCUAAAGAUGGCUCAGCCAAGGCUGGAUACAUGGCUGGCGUCGAGCUGAGGGCAAAGGCGACUCUGUUGGCAGAGGGCUGCCGUGGGUCGCUGUCGCAGGAAGUUAUAAAGACGUAUAAGCUGAGGGAAGAAGAAGGUGCUGAUCCUCAAACUUAUGCGUUGGGAAUAAAGGAGAUGUGGGAGGUUCCAGCCUUGAACCACAGGGAAGGCACCGUAUGGCACACACUGGGAUACCCUCUUGAUUCCCAAACGUAUGGUGGCGGCUUCAUGUACCACAUGGCUGAAAACCGUGUGAGCGUGGGAUUUGUGGUAGGCCUGGACUACCGCAACCCAUACAUCAGCCCAUACCAAGAAUUUCAGAAAUUCAAACUCCACCCAGCCAUUAAGAAGGUGCUGGCGGGAGGUACAUGUGUUCAGUAUGGGGCAAGGGCUUUGAAUGAAGGCGGCGUUCAGUCUAUCCCAAAGCUUAACUUUGCAGGUGGGGCCCUUAUUGGGUGCUCAGCUGGGUUCAUGAAUGUUCCCAGAAUCAAGGGUACGCAUACUGCCAUGAAGUCAGGUAUUCUGGCAGGGGAAGCAGUUGUAUCUGCGCUGAAGAAGGAAAAUCCAGGACCUCUGGACUUGGCAUCCUACCCGGCUGCGAUGAAAGAGUCAUGGGUUUGGGAUGAGCUGCAUGCCGUCCGAAACAUUCGUGCAGUAUUCAGACAUGGAAAAUGGCUGGGAUUGGCACACGCUGGACUUGACUUGUUUCUUCUUCGUGGCAGUGUGCCUUGGACUAUGAGACACAGACGAGAGGACCAUGAGGCAACGCAGCCAGCCGCAGACUUCGCCCCGAUCCAGUACCCCAAGCCUGACAACGAAAUCACAUUUGACAUCCCGUCCUCCCUGUAUCGCAGUGGGACGAACCACGAGCACGAUCAACCACCGCACCUCAAACUGCUCAACACUGGCAUUCCUGAAGUCGUGAACAAAGCCAUUUACAAUGGACCGGAGUCGAGGUACUGCCCUGCUGGGGUUUAUGACUACGUAGACGACGGCUCGGGUCACGAGGCCCUGCAGAUCAGCGCCCAGAACUGCCUGCACUGCAAGGCGUGUGAUAUAAAGGACCCCGCGCAGAACAUCAAGUGGACGACCCCGGAGGGUGGCGGCGGACCCGGCUACACUUGCAUGUGA